Pochonia chlamydosporia 170 is the source of this 1629-nucleotide messenger RNA. Its product is annotated as GABA permease. NCBI's taxonomy places the organism in Eukaryota, Fungi, Ascomycota, Sordariomycetes, Hypocreales, Clavicipitaceae. The coding region runs from base 1 to 1629 and encodes 542 amino acids. Gene Ontology annotation, molecular function: transmembrane transporter activity. The record is from RefSeq and is a predicted model, not a curated record. Gene Ontology annotation, biological process: transmembrane transport. The transcript has 2 exons. Gene Ontology annotation, cellular component: membrane.
AUGAAGCCAGAAGUAUCUCACGCCUCCAACAUGGAACCCCGUCGCCCAUCCGCCAGCGAUGCCGCCGACGCAGCUCUCGCCUCUCUCGGCUACAAGGGCGAACUCCCCCGAAACCUCAGCAUGAUGAGCAUCCUUGGCCUGUCCUUUGCCAUCAUGGCCGUCCCCUUCGGCCUCUCCACCACGCUCUACAUCACGCUGUACAAUGGCCAGUCCGUCUCCAUCCUCUGGGGCUGGGUCCUCGUGUCCCUGAUAUCAAUCUGCAUCGCCGCCUCGCUCGCCGAAAUCUGCGCCGUCUUCCCUACCGCUGGAGGCGUCUACUACUGGUCUGCCAUGCUGAGCACCCGCAAGUGGGCGCCCAUGGUGAGCUUCGUCGAUGGCUGGCUGACCCUCGUUGGUAACUGGACGGUUACGCUGAGCAUCAAUUUUUCGGGCGCGCAGCUUAUCCUCAGUGCUAUUACUAUUUUCAACCCGGAUUAUGUCGCGAAUCAGUGGCAGACGGUGCUGUGCUUCUGGGCCGUCAUGCUGGUGUGUGCGCUGGUCAACGCCUUUGGGUCGCGGUACUUGGACCUCAUCAACAAGAUUUGCAUCUACUGGACCGCUGCGAGCGUCCUCAUCAUCAUGGUUACCUUGUUGGUUAUGGCGCCGUCUCGUCACUCGGGCGCAUAUGUGUUUGGUCACUAUGAUGCUUCGGCGAGUGGAUGGCCCACGGGGUGGUCAUUCUUUGUUGGUCUUUUGCAGCCCGCCUACACCCUCACCGGCUACGGCAUGGUCGCCGCCAUGUGCGAAGAAGUCCAAAACCCCGAACGAGAAGUCCCCAAGGCCAUUGUGCUCUCCGUCGUCGCCGCCGGCAUCACUGGCGUCAUCUACAUCAUCCCCCUGCUCUUCGUCCUCCCCGACGUGGCCAUGCUGCUCAAGGAAGCCCAGCCCAUCGGCCUACUCUUCAAGACCGUCACUGGAUCCGCAUCUGGCGGAUUCGGCCUGCUGUUCCUGAUUCUCGGUAUCCUCAUGUUCGCAGGCAUUGGCGCCCUGACCGCCGCAUCCCGCUGCACCUAUGCGUUUGCCCGUGACGGCGCCAUCCCCGGAUACCAUCUCUGGAGCCGCGUCAACAAGAAGCUCGGCAUGCCGCUGUGGGCGCUGGCUCUGUCCACCGUCGUUGACUGUAUCCUCGGCUGCAUCUACUUUGGCUCCUCUGCCGCGUUUAACUCCUUCACCGGUGUCGCCACCAUCUGUCUCUCCAUGUCCUACGGCGUGCCUGUUCUCGUGCUCCUCGUCCGCCGCAGAGAACUAGUCAAGAGCUCGCCCUUUUCGCUCGGAAAGUUCGGCACCGUCAUCAAUGUCAUCUGCGUGGUGUGGAUCGUCUUUGCCGUCGUCAUCUUCUGCAUGCCCGUGUCUUUACCUGUCGACCCUAGCACCAUGAAUUACGCCUCCGUGGUGUUUGCUGGGUUCGCAGCCAUCGCAAUCGCAUGGUACUUUGCCUAUGCGCGCCGCAACUUCCACGGUCCCCCCGUCUUGAGCAAGGAGGAGGGAUUUGUGCCGGGCGUGACGGGCGUGCAACAUCAUAGUCCGGAGGCUAAGAUUGGCACAGACUCGGAGUCGCCUGAUGUUGUGUCGGAGAAGAAUACCAAGUAA